AUGAAGCUAAAGUUACCGAGUCCGAAGAGAUUGGUUUGCAGCGCGUUUCCUAUACUGCGGUGGUCAAGGACUUACGACACAAGUUCAGCGGUAGGAGACUUAAUAGCCGGUAUUACAGUCGCCCUGACAUUGGUACCGCAGUCGAUUGCGUACGCAUCGCUUGCCGGAUUUGAACCUCAGUAUGGCCUUUACUCAUCGUUUAUGGGGCCGUUCGUGUACGCUAUUAUGGGUACAAGUCCACAGGUGAACCUGGGACCUUCAGCAUUAUUAUCGCUUCUUACAUUUACGUACACAAACGGCACAAAUUCAGAUUUCGCCAUACUUCUGUGUUUCAUGGCUGGCAUUGUUCAGCUUGUAGCAGGAAUAGCGCAACUCGGUUUUCUGGUGGAGUUUAUAUCUCUGCCAGUGGUAUCAGGGUUUACGUCAGCUGCCGCAUUGACGAUCGCAUCAUCUCAAGUCAAGGGACUGCUGGGUCUUCGGUACAAUGCUGACACAUUCGUUACCACGUGGAAGAGCUUUUUCCAACACGUUGGCGAGACGAGAUUAACUGACAGCAUGCUUAGCUUGGGAUGCAUUAUAGUGCUCACAGUAAUGAAGGCCAUGAAAGACAUCAAAAUAAAGGACAAGGCGGCGGACGAAAAGGGUUGCCGUAAAGCGAAAGUACUGAAAAAGUUGUUGUGGUUUGGUGGAGUGUCGAGGAAUGCUGUGGUCGUGUGCCUGGCGUCACUCAUAGCUUACUUCGUCUAUGAAGAUAAAUAUAACCCCUUCCUUCUUACUGGUACCAUAACACCAGGUCUACCGCAGGUUCGUCCGCCAGUGUUCCAGACGACUGUUGGUAACACUACAUACACCGCUGGUGAAAUGUUGUCACACCUUGGUUCUGGACUGGCUGUAGUACCUAUAGUCGCUAUAUUGUCUAACGUUGCUAUUGCUAAAGCAUUCGCUAAGGGGAAAACUGUGGAUGCGACACAAGAAAUUGUGGCUUUGGGCGUUUGCAACAUUGUCAGCGCUUUCUUCCGUUCAAUACCUGUGAACGGCUCGUUUUCCCGAAGCGCUGUAAGCGACGCCUCCGGAGUCAAGACACCUGGCUCAGGAAUAUACACGGGUAUAAUAGUGAUAUUGACGCUGGCAUUGCUGACACCUUACUUCUACUUCAUACCCCGCGCUGCACUCUCUUCGGUCAUCGUCUGUGCUGUUCUACAAAUGGUCAAUUAUGAAAUUAUCAAAAAGCUAUGGAAAAGUAGCCGAAUGGAUUUAAUACCGCUAUUCGGUACCUUCCUAUGCUGUCUAUUCUUGGGCGUUGAGAUUGGCCUGGUCUGCGGUGUGGGAGUUGAUGCACUACUACUUCUAUAUUACCACUCACGACCACCCUUAGAUGUGCAGUACAUUGAUGAUGGUGUCCUCCCACCUCAUUACGCAAUCCGUCCUGUAGGAGGUUUACACUUCGCAGGCGCAGAAAGAGUUCGACAAAAACUAUUUAUGCUACAACAUAACAAGCCUGACGUUAUCCCGGUCACAACCAUUCAUAUUACGAGCAAUGGCACAGAUAGUGAAGCUGCUAGGAAUAGUCAGAGAAACAUUCCUACUACGAAUGGGACAACCAGCAAUGGUACAGCUUCAGUCAUGAAAAGAAAUGACGUCGAAGCUAAUGGUGUUAGAACUACAGAACUGUUAGUCAUAUACUGUGAUUCGUUAUACAAGCUGGACUACACUUUCCUGCAGAGCAUGAAAAUGUUAGUACAGGACUGGUCCCGUGUAGGACGAGUAAUUUGGUGUAACGCACGGCCGGCGGUCAAAGAGCAACUGUCUGAAGUGCUUCCAGAACCUAUAUUCUGUGACAGCAACCAGUUGAAACCCUUCCUCAAAGGUUCGGCCGAGGAAUCACAAACUAUGAAUAACGAUACUACAGCGUUUUAA
Messenger RNA from Spodoptera littoralis (African cotton leafworm), 1917 nucleotides. Lineage: Eukaryota; Metazoa; Arthropoda; Insecta; Lepidoptera; Noctuidae. The record is from the annotation of a GenBank genome assembly.